AUGCUGCAAGCUAUUCAGACGCUGAAAAACCUUGUCCUAAGUUCACUUGACGCCCAUGACGGACACAUACAAUAUUUUGACGGGCAAUACGUCCUCUAUGGCACUUCUUACGACUGCGGGUUUCGCUGGAUGAACCCAGUCCCGACUUCCAAAGACAAUUUCUGUGGAAUCAAAGUAUACAGCAGCCCGGAUCUGGUGUCAGGGACUUAUGAAGGCUAUGCGUACGAUAAGGAAAAGUAUCCUAACCUAGGCUUUCUUCCUAAAGUCGAGUACCGAAACGCUUAUGGCUAUACAAUAGCAAAAACAAUCGGUGAUUUCGCUGUUCAACAAGAUGAAAAUUCCACCGUCUGGAUAGCGUACUCGCCGGGCAUCUUUGGCAACGCCACGCUUGAGAAGCUGACAGACGACUGGCUCAACGGAACAGGCAUCGCGACAGUCCUUCCUGUCUCGUUGAUUGAAGCACACGGUCUCACCAUCGUCGAUGAUGUGUGGUAUUGGAUGUUCGGUUCGCUGUGCGGCUAUUGCAACUCAACCGACACCUCCUUCGUGACAGCAAGCACACCCUUUGGUCCGUGGAGCAAGCGACACUAUAUCUCGGAAGAUAGCUGUGGCGGACAGUCCAGUUUCCUCACGCAGAUACCUAAUCCGGCGGGUGGGCAACAUAUCGUAUACAUUUCCGACUUGUGGUUUGCUAUAAGCACGAAUCAAGGAAGAGCGCCGCUGCAUCUGGAGCCUGUCAGCGUCGGGAACAGAACAAUCAGGAAUCUGACCUGCCCAGACUCCUUCGACCUUGACGUCGUCGUCGGAAACGGCAAGUCUUCCUCUCCGAACCAGACCCGCAAUAUCGAUGCUACAUCGGGGAUGACUAGCUUCGACUACGCUUGCGAUCUCCCGCCUUUGAACAAUUGGCAGAGUGGGGCACGUAUACAAGCGUGGACGGUCAAUCAGUCUGGAAGCCUGUCGGAAGUCGGCUUCAACAUCGGUCAAUAUCACUCUGACGGCGGCCUUUCAGUGCAGCUGUUCUCCUUCCAGAAUGACAGCGACCUCCACGAUUCGGCGGACUAUGCGGGUCCGAUAAGCCCCUCGAGGGCGGUGUUCCCAAACAACCCCAUGAACAACUGGAACUGGCUCGCUAACGGCACAUACCUGGCAACGAACACGAGUUGGGCACUAGAGAACUACGUCCUCCGACCGAACGUCGCCGUCCAAAAGGGAGACCGCCUCGCGCUUAUCCUGAGACCUAUAGGCACCAUAUCACCGUACUGUUGUGCGUACAAGAAUGCCACCGGAGAGACGGGUCGCUUGGGCCUCGUCCGCAUGGGUGGAUCAGCUGUAAACCCGGACAGCACACCGGCGAGUUGGCUGGAAGAUGGGAAAGAGCUGAAGUUCUACGCGGUGGUCGAAUAG
Heterobasidion irregulare TC 32-1 is the source of this 1407-nucleotide messenger RNA. RefSeq lists its product as uncharacterized. The record is from RefSeq and is a predicted model, not a curated record. The transcript has 13 exons. The coding region runs from base 1 to 1407 and encodes 468 amino acids. Lineage: Eukaryota; Fungi; Basidiomycota; Agaricomycetes; Russulales; Bondarzewiaceae.